CUUCGAAUAACUUGGUGCAAGAGUUCAUAAGAAUAAGAAAGAGAGAGCAUCUUAAACCAGCACUUCUUUAUCAAAUAUUGAGAGACUUGAGUAAGAUUUCCAUGAGCAGAAUUGUGGUGUUUGUUGCCAGAAAGGAAACUGCUCAUAACUUGAGAAUUGUAUUGGGUUUGUUGGGAUUGAAGGUUUCAGAAUUGCAUGGAUCGUUAACGCAAGAGCAGAGAUUGGAAAAUGUUUCCAAUUUCAAGAACUUGGUGGUCCCUAUAUUAAUCUGUACCGAUUUGGCAGCCAGAGGGUUGGAUAUUCCUAAGAUUGAACUUGUGAUAAACUUUGACAUGCCCAAGUCUUACGAGAUUUAUCUUCAUAGAGUUGGUAGAACUGCCAGAGCAGGUAGAGAUGGUAUCUCCAUAACGUUUGUUGGAGAAAGCUCGCAAGAUCGGUCGAUUGUCAAGAACUCGAUCAAGGCAAUCACCGAGAAUCCUGGUAAUGGAAAGGCAAUUUCCAGAUCUGCUGACUGGAAACAGGUUGAAGAGUUAAACAAGAUCAUCGAGAGUAAGGAGGAUAUCAUCGAAGAAGUUAAGGAGGAAGAGAAACUGGCCAAAGAAAUCAUACAGGCUGAAAUGGAAUUGAAUAAAGCCAGCAAUAUAUUAAAGCACAAGAGUGAAAUUCAAUCCAGACCUAGAAGAACCUGGUUUCAAUCACUGGAAGAGAAGAAUCCCACCAGUGCGAUGCACCAGUUGACUAAACACGGCAAGAAGGUCAACCAUAAUAAAAGAAAGGUCAUUGAGGAGAGGAAAGACAUAUCCAGACCUUACAAAAAGACUAAGGCUGAUCGUAUGAAUAAGGAUGUCAAAAAGUCUAAUAAGAAGAGAAGAUGAAAAAUAGGCACAAAUAAAUAAUUAGCGCGACAAUAAACAGUCUC
This is a messenger RNA of Yamadazyma tenuis ATCC 10573, 919 nucleotides long. The record is from RefSeq and is a predicted model, not a curated record. NCBI's taxonomy places the organism in Eukaryota, Fungi, Ascomycota, Pichiomycetes, Serinales, Debaryomycetaceae.